AUGAUGACUUCUCUGUUUGACAUCAAUGCAGACGAAUUUGUUGGUUUAAUAGCCAGAUAUGUUGAUUCGAUAGUAUUGACUCUUAUAGUCACUUUUGGUAUUUAUUAUAUCUUCGUCAAAGGUAAUAAAAAAAAAUCAGUCCCACCUACUUCGACAAUUCAUGCAUCCAAAUCUACCAUUGAAACUGCACACACGACAGACCAAUUGAAACCUCAGGACGACAAUAUCACUUCUACUGCUGCUACUACUAUUGUUGCUGCUGCCACUGGCAUUGUAACUUCCUUAUCAGUACUUAAUGAUGAAGGGGACGAUCACGACAAAUCUGUGCCCGACUUUUUAUCCGAUAUCUCUACGUCCUCUGUGGAAACAGAUUCAACUGCUGUGGGUGGUGUUACUGAACAGACUUUGGACUCUCCCUCUAUCAAAAAGGAAAAGGAUGCUCUCAUAAUAGCGGACAAAGGUGAUCUUGCCAAUGAAAAAGUGAAUGUUAUGGAACACGAAUGGGCGACUUUGGAUAGCACAAGCAACAACGAAGAGGAAUCCUUGGAAAAUAACGCGACGAAUAACAAAGAUACUACAAUGAAAUCAUCAAAUGAUCUUCAAGAAAACUUGAUGGCACAAUCAGUAGCAGUGACGGAUCAGGUGGAAUUCCAGGAACGACAUGAUAUCAACUUGAACAACGAAUCUAUUGGGAUGAUACUGACUGAUGAUAGAAUGAGCGAUGCAGAAACCACCAGAAAAGGGCAACAGGAGCAACAAUCAGAGGUGGAUCAAGCUGAAGAUGCUGACCAAGUUGAAACGUUCAUCACAAAUGCGAAUGAAAACGACACUACCAAUUGUAUGAGCACUGAAUUAACAACAACAACAACUACUACUACUAUGACUAUUACAGAUGGUGAUAAUGUGGCUCUAUCUUCUAUCAAGAACGAUAUCACGACGGCAAUUCAAAAGGAAAAGGGCGUUAUUGCUUCAACGACGGACGUCAUCAAUGGAACGAAUGACUAUAUGAAUGAUGAAAAUUCAACAAGUGAACGUCACGAAGAAUUGAUGUAUACUGAACAAACGGAUAACAACGAGUCAUUCACACAGAUAAAGGAAUUGCGAUGUUUGCAAGAUGAAACCAAGUCUCUUGAAAACUCAAGUUCUGUCGAGAUGCAAAAGGAUGACAACAGUGAUGAAGCAAUGGGAUUGGCGACAACAUCCGUGGAUGAAGUACAAGUUAUUGGACAAACAGAGUCGAUGGAUAGUAGCGAGCAAUUGGAAUUGGACAAGACGGCUAUUCAAACCGAAUCCCUAGAAGGACAGAUGGAAAAGGACAAUGAUAUAGAGGCAGAUCAUCAAGAGGAAAUGGAUCAGAAGGUACAAACUGUUUUAGUGCAAGUUGCCAAUCAAGGGGAACUUUUCGAUCCAUUAGUCGAUCAGGUGGAACCCAAUAACCAAGUGGAAAAGGCAGAUGAUGUUGACAAGGCCGUUGAUGAUCAGCAAACAACAACAGAUAUGCAGGAAGAAGAUGUCUUGGCAACUGGAUCGGCUAUCAGCGUAUCGACAAAGGAAAGUGAAGUCAACCAUGCAUUGGAUUCUAGUUUCAUGAUACCAGUCUACAACAAACCUAAGCAAGACAUGUCUCGAUUGGAACGUAUUGGUCAACAACUACAACCUUAUAUUCCUCUGUAUAAAUCUAGGUGUGAAUUUUGGCCAGGAUGUACAAACAAUCAUUGCAAAUAUUAUCAUCCCUACAUUGAGUGCAGAAAUGGAAAAACAUGUCAAUUUGGAAAGAAAUGCAUCUUCUUGCAUCCGAACGAUUAUGUGGAUUACAAGAAAAUGAAACAAAAUGGUCAACUCAAGAAAAAGUCGAAGAAGAACAAUACCAAGACAUCUCGUAGGAAGCAACAAGUCAAACCCAAGGACAAAAAUGAACAUAGUAUAGUUUAGUUUCUUCCUGUUCAAUUCAAUACCCCUAAUAGACAAGUCUAUGGGUUCUUCACAUUCUUUUAUAUAUAUAUACGAAUUGCAUUUUUAUUUAUUUUGUUUACAUCAUUACUUGUAUAUAUACAAUAUUCAUCUUCAUUCACUUUUUAUAGAUUUUUCUUUUUUAUAUUCAUAGUUUUCUGAUUCUUUUGAUUCAUCUUUUUUUUUUUUUAAGUCUACAAUACAAUAAAGACUCUUGGGCGAUUCGUUGUAACAUUUUUUUUUUUUUUGAAAAUUCCUCAAUGGAUGAACGAGAUAAAGUGAUGAAAAUACCAAAAUAGUUUUAGUUGUUUGUAAAUGUACGUUGCUUAUUUUGAUUGAUCAUGGCAAACUGAUGAUCAAGGCGAU
Halteromyces radiatus is the source of this 2316-nucleotide messenger RNA. RefSeq lists its product as uncharacterized. The coding region runs from base 1 to 1932 and encodes 643 amino acids. The transcript has 3 exons. NCBI's taxonomy places the organism in Eukaryota, Fungi, Mucoromycota, Mucoromycetes, Mucorales, Cunninghamellaceae. Gene Ontology annotation, molecular function: metal ion binding. The record is from RefSeq and is a predicted model, not a curated record.